GAGGCUCUGGACGAGCAGCAGCAUGCUCCCAGUCACUGACAGCGAGGAAAAGCCAUAAUGAGACACACACUAGAACAGAGAUGCGCCAUGCAGGGAGCGGCGUGGUGAACGUGCGCUCGUCCCAGAAUGAGCCGCCGACCUCCCGCCCGGCGUGGAGCCGGACGGGACAUGAGGGCAGCCUGGAUCCUGACUGUGGCCACUCUCAUCACCGCCCGGACUGCCGCAGGAUCACCGCUGGUCCUGGAGCCAGAGGUUUUUCUGGAAAAGUACGGCUACCUCCACCAGGACAAGCACAUCCACACUGCGGUGGAGAUACAGUCAGCUGUCUGCGAGUUCCAGUGGUUGUCCCGGCUUCCUGUCACAGGUGAGCUGGACGGCGCCACCCUGAGGCAGAUGUCGGAGCCCCGCUGCGGGGUUUCGGAUGAGGGCAGCCAGCAGAUCUGGGCUGAGAGGGUAAACGCCAUCUUCGCUGGAAGGAGACGACCACAGCGCCGCAGGAGGCGCUCUUCUGCCCAAGCUGAGAGGUGGUACAAACGGCAUCUGACCUACCAGAUAGUGAACUGGCCUCGCCACCUGCCUCUGGGCUCGGUGCGGCUCGCGGUGCGCGCUGCCUUCCAGCUGUGGAGCAACGUGUCGGGCCUGGUGUUCCAGGAGGCCCCUGAAGGCCCAGCGGACAUCCGGCUGGCCUUUUAUGAGGGAGACCACAACGACGGGGCCAACAAUGCCUUCGAUGGACCAGGAGGAACCCUGGCUCACGCCUUCCUGCCUCGCCGCGGUGAGGCCCACUUCGACAGGGCGGAGAGGUGGACGCUGAACGGACACAAGGGACACAACCUGUUCAUGGUGACCGCCCACGAGAUCGGACACACUCUGGGACUGGAGCACUCCCCCGUCCGCCACGCCCUGAUGUCACCGUACUACAGGAAACUGGGCCGCAGCCUGGUGCUGAGCUGGGAUGACAUCAUUGCCGUGCAGCAGCUGUACGGUAAGCCGUCAGGCGAUCGCCCCGUGAGGCUGCCAGGCCAGGUUUUGCACGCCGCGCUGCAGGAAUGGGAGUUCACAGAGCUUCAUAGCGGGCAUCAGGCCACAGGGCAGCCUCUCUACUGCCAGGGUGUCUUUGAUGCCAUCACUAUGGACCAGAAUGAGACAGUGCUGGUGUUUCGGGGCAGCGUGUACUGGACGGUGUCGGCUGAAGGUGGUGUGAGCGGCCUGCUGCCUCUCCGUCAGCGCUGGUCUGACCUCCCACCGGCCAUCGAGGCCGCCGCCUUCUCCCCGCUGGACUCCAAGUGGUAUUUUUUCAAAGGGAAGCGGAUGUGGCGCUACACCGGCAGGGUGCUGGACCCCGGCUUCCCCAGGCAGAGCAGUGAGUUGGGGCUGCCUCGCCAUCCUGACUGUGCCUUCUAUUACGCUCCUCUGGGUCACAUGGUCAUCUUCAAGGGCUCCCGCUACUCUGUGCUGAACCUCAAAACCCUGCGCCAAGAGCCCUACUACCCCCGCAGGCUGAUAGACUGGACUGGUGUGCCACAGGGGACCAAUGGGGCACUGACCCGACCAGACGGACGCCUCUACCUGUUCAGAGAACAGCGGUUCUGGAGAUUUGACCCGAUCAAGGUGCGAGUCACCAGAGAGGGACAGUGGGCCAAGGAUCUGAGCUGGACUGGUUGCAGCAGUGCCCCUCAGAACAAUAACAUCCUUUGACCAGCAGAGGGAGCUGUAUGCUUUAGAUAAAGUGCAAUUUGCACACAGGUGCUAAAACAUUUAGCCUGAACCCACAUUCAGUUUAUAUAUUGCAAAAGGAGCUUAGCUCAGCAAACUUGUGGCAUGAAGGGAUUCAACAAAAAUAAAACCACUUGGUUUAUACAUUUUGAAGCACAUUUAGUAUUUAUACUGCUUUAGUAUUUAUAGAGCAAUGGAUAUUACUGUAUAUGGAGGUACAAUUAUAGCCUCAUUAAUACAGAUAACAGUAUGACCGUGCACUAUUAUAAGAGCAGAACUGUUGUAAGUUGGAACUAUGCUUUUAAAACCAUCUUUUUUUCCUCUUGUAGUAUUUGCACACUGACACAGAAACCAAAAUAUGUUUCCAUCAUCUUCUUCUGCAAUGUCACUAACACAUGUAACAUAGUGUAUAAAUGACUGUUAACUUACUUUGGUCUGUGAUUGCGUGUUCCCUGCUUUUUUUGCUUGCUAUAGUAGAGGGCCCUUAAUCUUUGUCACUGACUCCCAGUACAGAUUGUGCCUUAACUAGCUGAGCUUCCAGCACAUUUCUGUCAAAGCAGAUAGUAGAUGUGCAGGUCAAACUGUCUUGACAGUAUGAGGAGUACAUCAUAAAGUGUAGCAGAGCUGUGCAGGUGGGUGAGUUGUGCAUCACAAUGGCAGAUGAGUGGUGGCGGUCAUCUGUGACAGCUGUGUCAACAUUGUGAUGCAUUUUAAGAAACAGUUGUAGAGAAUCAGUGAUUCUCUCUGUCCUUUCAUCCUAGCAGAGUAUCUCUCUCGGUGUAUGAUUUUUCCAUCACUGCAGGCAGAGCAGUGGUCUGUCAGUGUAUUUGUAGAUCACUGAUAACUCAGCUCACUGUUCACUCAUCCUACAUUUCAUUCUGAAAUUACACCGAUGUUGAAUUA
Messenger RNA from Chelmon rostratus (copperband butterflyfish), 2619 nucleotides. It is a transcript of the gene mmp28, whose product is annotated as matrix metallopeptidase 28. Gene Ontology annotation, cellular component: extracellular matrix. The transcript has 8 exons. Gene Ontology annotation, biological process: proteolysis; extracellular matrix organization; collagen catabolic process. Bases 127 to 1698 code for a protein of 523 amino acids. NCBI's taxonomy places the organism in Eukaryota, Metazoa, Chordata, Actinopteri, Chaetodontiformes, Chaetodontidae. The record is from RefSeq and is a predicted model, not a curated record. Gene Ontology annotation, molecular function: metalloendopeptidase activity; zinc ion binding.